Chrysoperla carnea is the source of this 1817-nucleotide messenger RNA. It is a transcript of the gene Ubqn, whose product is annotated as ubiquilin-1. The coding region runs from base 94 to 1671 and encodes 525 amino acids. Gene Ontology annotation, biological process: ubiquitin-dependent protein catabolic process. Lineage: Eukaryota; Metazoa; Arthropoda; Insecta; Neuroptera; Chrysopidae. The transcript is spliced from 7 exons. Gene Ontology annotation, molecular function: polyubiquitin modification-dependent protein binding. Gene Ontology annotation, cellular component: cytosol. The record is from RefSeq and is a predicted model, not a curated record.
UCUGUUCAACAGUCACAAAAUACAAGCGCACUCGUGGCCUAGUCGCCUAGUCAUUGAAAGCAUCCAAAAUUACGAGUCAUAUUAAUAGUGAAAAUGGCAGAAGGGCAGGAAAACUCGAAAAAAAUUAGCGUAGUGGUGAAAACACCUAAAGAAAAGCAAACCAUCGAAGUUGAAGAUGAUGCGUCCAUUAAAGAUUUUAAAGAUGUGAUUGCUGAAAAAUUUGGUGCUGAACCCGACCAAUUAUGUUUAAUUUUUGCUGGGAAAAUAAUGAAAGAUAGUGAUACAUUACAAACACAUAACAUUAAGGAUGGUUUAACUGUACACUUGGUGAUUAAAACAGCGCCACGACCAGCCGAUGCUGGACCACAAAGACCACCAGCUGAUAUAAGUGCUACGCCAUUCGGUUUGGGCUCAUUGGGCGGUCUUGCCGGUCUAGAAGGAUUAGGAAUGGGUGCACCAAAUUUUAUGGAGUUACAAAAUCGUUUACAAACAGAACUAUUAAGUAAUCCUGAUACAAUGAGACAAGUACUAGAGAAUCCAUUGGUUCGCGCUUUAAUGAAUGAUCCAGAGAAUAUGCGUACAUUAAUUACAUCGAAUCCACAAAUGCGUGAUUUAAUGGAGCGGAAUCCAGAGAUCAGUCAUAUGCUGAAUAAUCCAGAGUUGCUGAGGCAGACCAUGGAGUUGGCGCGGAAUCCAUCAAUGUUACAAGAGUUGAUGCGCAGUCAUGAUCGAGCUAUAUCUAAUCUGGAAAGUAUUCCUGGUGGUUAUAAUGCAUUACAACGCAUGUACCGUGAUAUACAAGAACCUAUGCUAAGUGCUGCCACUGAGCAGUUCUCUCGUAAUCCAUUUUCUGGGCUAGUUGAAAAUACUGAUGGUAGUAAUCCACAACAGGGAACGGAAAAUCGUGAUCCAUUGCCGAAUCCAUGGGCUCCUGGAGGUGGUAGCAGCGGAGGAGCAGCUCGACAACAGCCGCGGCCAGGGACUGGGGUACUCAAUUCACCAGCCAUGCAGAGUUUACUGCAACAGAUGUCAGAGAAUCCCCAAUUGAUGCAGAACAUGAUGUCAGCUCCGUAUACCCAGCAGAUGUUGCAGGCUUUAUCAGCGGACCCGAACAUGGCGAACCAGAUCAUUAACCAGAAUCCACUCCUCGCUGGAAAUCCAACGAUGCAAGAACAAAUGCGGAAUAUGAUGCCACAAUUUUUGCAGCAGCUACAAAAUCCGGAAGUCCAUAAUAUGAUGACAAAUCCACAGGCUUUGAAUGCUUUAUUGCAAAUUCAACAAGGUAUGGAACAGUUAAGACAAGUAGCACCAGGUUUAGUUCCGAAUCUCGGAGGUAUUGGUCCUGUCCCUGCAACAAUUCCAACUCCUACAGGAACAACAACAUCUACAACUAAUACGACAACAUCACCAACGUCUGGAACUACAGCAAGUACACCUGCUAACCAACAAGAUUUAUUUACACAGUUUAUGGCUAGAAUGAUUGGAAGUAUGUCAACAAACGCUGAUCCAAGUCAACCACCUGAGGAACGGUAUAGAGCACAAUUAGAACAACUCACAGCGAUGGGUUUUGUAAAUCGAGAAGCUAAUUUACAAGCAUUAAUUGCUACAUUUGGUGAUAUAAAUGCUGCUGUGGAAAGGUUAUUAGCGCUUGGUCAGCUAUCUAUGAGCUAACCAUAUUAGAUGUUGCCUUAAAAAGUAGUUUUCUUUGAUGCAAAAAUCUGCUCAGUUAAGCAGCACUUUUCAGUUUCUAAUUUCACUACUUUUUUUUUCUUUACAUUUAAUGAAAUACAAAAAAUAUUAAAUCUACAUAAAAAAAA